Messenger RNA from Funneliformis geosporum, 639 nucleotides. Lineage: Eukaryota; Fungi; Glomeromycota; Glomeromycetes; Glomerales; Glomeraceae. The record is from the annotation of a GenBank genome assembly.
AUGUUCGAAGAUACCAAUAUUUUACGUAGAAGAUUCAAUAAUCCUUAUGAACAAAAUACAAAUAAUACUUUACAAAAUACGAGUUCUUUGCGUUGCAAAGAUACGGAAUGUUUGAAAGUCUCUCAAGUCAAUAUAGAUGCUACAACCUUACGGAAUACUUUGGAUGAAGUUAAUUUGUCUGAAAUGACUUCUUCAGGACUAAAAGGUUCAGGCAUAAGAAACCAGAUUAUUGCUCAGCAAAAUAAGGUUCUACCACAUAUAGAACCUCGAAAACAGGAAAUGGAAUUAGGCAUAAACGAUUUACUCGAGUAUGAUGUUGAAAACAGUUAUCGAAAAAGUGAACAAACGCUGAUUGUAGAUGCUGUCGCAGAAUUAAAAGAAAUAAUUUCUAAUUCACAAUAUUUAUACACAUCUUUAAAGUGUCAAAAUGAUGAUGUCAGUUUAUCUUCACCUGCUUGUGUACCUUCUCAGGUUUGGAUGAAUUACAAUAAUGUCAGAAAGAAAUUUAAUCGAGGAAUAUCAUCUCCAAUCUUAAGACCCCAAAAUCCAAUUCCCUAUCAUGAGUCCUUUAUGAAUCAUGAUGAAAAUGAUGAAGAUACAUUAUUUCCUGAUCAAAUCUUUCUUCUGGAACAAAAUUGA